Molecule: messenger RNA, 983 nt
Organism: Spirometra erinaceieuropaei
Lineage: Eukaryota; Metazoa; Platyhelminthes; Cestoda; Diphyllobothriidea; Diphyllobothriidae
Source: the annotation of a GenBank genome assembly
AUGGAUCACCUGACUGCGCCCUUCCAGGAGAUGUGGCGUCAAGGUGAAGUCCCGCAAGAUUUCGAGGACGCAAUUAUCGUGCAUCUCCACAAGCGAAAAGGGAACCGCCAAGUCUGCGACAAUCACCGCGGCAUCUCCUGGCUGAACGUCAUCGGGAAGGUCUUCGCUCGCAUCCUCCUCAAUCGUCUGAAUAAUCAUCUGGAACAGGGCCUUCUGCCGGAAAGACAAUGCGGCUUCCGUUGCCAUCGCGGGACCACAGAUAUGAUCUUCGACGCCCGUCAACUUCAGGAGAAGUGUCGGGAGAUGCGGACCCACCUGUACCCUACCUUCGUGGACCUGACAAAAGCCUUUGACGCGGUGAAUCGUGAAGGACUGUGGAAGAUCAUGCAGAAAUUCGGCUGUCCGGAGCGAUUCACUCAGAUGGUGCGUCAGCUGCACGACGGUAUGAUGGCGCGAGUCACGGACAACGGAGCUGUCUCAGAGGCAUUCGCAGUGACCAACGGAGUGAGGCAGGGAUGCGUGCUGGCACCUACCCUCUUCAGUCUUAUGUUCUCUGCCAUGCUGAUGAACGCCUACCGCGACAAACGCCCCGGGAUCCGCAUCGCCUACAGGACGGACGGUCACCUUCUGAAUUAACAACGGAUGCACUUCCAAUAGCGCGUAUCCACAACCACCGUUCACGAACUCCUCUUCGCCGACGACUGCGCCCUGAACAGCACCUCGGAAGAGGAGAUGCAACGGAGCAUGGACCUGUUGUCCGCCGCCUGCGAGAAUUUCGGUCUGGUCAUCAACUCGCAGAAGAUGGUGGUGAUGCAUCACCCGCCACUCCCCCCAACGCGCCACAAAUUAGCGUGAACGGAACCCAACAGCAAGUGGUGGAUAACCUCCCGUUCCUGGGCAGAACCCUCGCCCGUAACACCAAAAUCGAUAUCGAAUUCGCCAACAGGAUCUCGAAAGCCAGUCAAGUCUUCGGCCGCCCCUAA